Gigantopelta aegis is the source of this 963-nucleotide messenger RNA. RefSeq names its product tRNA-dihydrouridine(20) synthase [NAD(P)+]-like. The record is from RefSeq and is a predicted model, not a curated record. Gene Ontology annotation, molecular function: flavin adenine dinucleotide binding; tRNA dihydrouridine synthase activity. Gene Ontology annotation, biological process: tRNA dihydrouridine synthesis. NCBI's taxonomy places the organism in Eukaryota, Metazoa, Mollusca, Gastropoda, Neomphalida, Peltospiridae. Gene Ontology annotation, cellular component: cytoplasm.
AUGACUCAUUUGGCACCAAUGGUGAGAAUAGGAACACUGCCUACUCGUCUGUUGGCACUGAAAUAUGGUGCUGAUAUUGUCUAUUCUGAGGAGUUGAUUGAUCACAAGAUGCUUCAGUGCAGAAAGACCAUAUUGAAUACUGUUGAUUUUAUGUUGAGCGAUGGUAAAUGUGUCUUUAGGACUUGUUCCGCUGAAAGAGAUAAAGUUGUCUUUCAAAUGGGUACAACUGAUCCUCAAAGAGCAUUACAAGUUGCUAAAUUAGUAGAAGGUGAUGUGGCUGGUAUUGAUAUCAACAUGGGGUGUCCAAAAGAGUUUUCACUGAAGGGUGGUAUGGGAGCGGCUUUACUGACACCUGAUAAAGUCCGUGAGAUAUUGACUACAUUAGUGCAGGGACUUGACAAACCUGUCACCUGUAAAAUUAGAAUUCUACCCUCCCUAGAACAGACUCUUGAGUUAGUAAUUAUAGAGAGUACUGGUGUAGCUGCCAUUGGAGUACAUGGGAGGGAUAAGAAUGAACGCUCUCAAAAUCCCGUUCACAUCGAUAUUAUACGAAAUAUAGCAUCUGUUUUGAGUAUCCCAGUUAUUGCUAAUGGUGGAUCAAAUGAUAUUACAACUUAUGAUGAUAUAUUAACAUUUAAAAAGGACACAAAUUGUUCAUCAGUAAUGAUAGCAAGAGCUGCUCAAUGGAAUCCAUCUAUAUUCAGAGUGUCUGGUCCUCUUCCAGUUAAUGAAGUUGCUCAGGAAUAUGUAAAGACUGCCAUCGAUUAUGAUAACUCUAGUGGUAAUACUAAAUAUUGUCUAGCUCAGAUUAUGCACAAGAACAUUGAGACUUCUGAAGGAAGGAAACUAAUGGCUGCUCGUACUAUGGAGGAAAUAUGGAACUUGAUACAACGUAGUAAAGAUAGACUGUUCAAAUCAACUGUAACAUUAGCGGACAAAUUAUAUUCAUCAAGUGUUUGGUAA